UCCAGCUCUAUGGUAAAGCGGACUUCCGGUAUUCUGCAAAGUAUCCAGGAAGGAGGAAGGCCGUGAAGCUCAAAGCUAUCCUUGUAGCUUUGUGGCCACCUCCAUUCUGUGUCAGUAUGAAUCAUGGGCCCCAACUGAUUGCUUUCACUCGUGCUCAGGAGGAAUCGGAUCUCUGGAGAGAUGGACAAGUUCAGAAGAAAAGCAGCAGAGGCUGCUCUGUAGUUAACCAGGAGGAAGGGAGCACAUCCGGAGAAGCGGUGCGCAGCUUCUAUGAGAACAUAGUGCUUCCCAAUCAUCCUGGAAGAAACACACACAGGAAACGGAAGGUGCCAUGUAUACACCGCAAGCCAGCAGUAGACACUCCUCAUGUUCAGAGCAAAGAGACAGACUCCCGUCUAGGGAAUCGGCUCCUGAAAGCUGCCCAGGAUGGCAACCUGAGCUCUCUGCGAACCUUGGUAGAGAAAGAAGGCUGUGACAUAAACUACCGAGACAGUUAUUACUGGACAGCCAUGAUGUGUUCUGCUUAUGCCGGUCACGAGGAAGCUGUCAAGUAUCUUCUGAGUUGUGGGGCUGCCUGGGUGGGGGUCUGUGAGAGACAAGGUCGAGACGCAAUGGAUCUGGCUGAAGAAGCAGGCCACGAGAACAUAGUAGAUGUGCUACAGAAAACUGGAAGGCCCCAAGUGAAGGAGGAACCAACGAGUCCCCAGGCACCACCUGAGAAAAAAUACUGUGCCGUGUGCCAGGCCCACUACAGCGAAGACACGGUGGCUCUCCAUGAGCGCUCCACUGCCCACAUUUUCAAUCGACGUGACCCACUGCCCCCCACACGCUACCACAUCCCUGAGAACAACGUGGGCUACCAGCUGAUGGUUAAAGGAGGCUGGGAUCGAGAAACAGGUUUGGGGCCUGAGGGCGCUGGUCGCCGAUUCCCCAUCCAGACUGUGCUCAAGCGCAACCAGAGAGGCCUGGGUUUUGGCAGCGACCUCAAGCCCAAGGUGACCCACUUUGAUGCCAAUGAUCCCAGUGCAGUUGAGACCAGGAAGGAACGGCCCAGGAAGGAACGGGCAGCGACUGUAGGGAAACGAGAGGCCCGGCGCCGGGAGGCAAAGGCAGUUGCCUGGGAACGCAACCUCCGCACUUACAUGAACAUUGACUUCUGAACUCUUCUUCUGCUACUUGGCUACAUGUCAGCAAAUUCCUUAUUGGGAAAGAGUUCUAAAAUAAAACUGUAUUUGGAAUACA
Anolis sagrei ordinatus is the source of this 1242-nucleotide messenger RNA. RefSeq names its product G-patch domain and ankyrin repeats 1 (gene GPANK1). Gene Ontology annotation, molecular function: protein binding; nucleic acid binding. Lineage: Eukaryota; Metazoa; Chordata; Lepidosauria; Squamata; Anolidae. The record is from RefSeq and is a predicted model, not a curated record.